Molecule: messenger RNA, 1393 nt
Organism: Zychaea mexicana
Lineage: Eukaryota; Fungi; Mucoromycota; Mucoromycetes; Mucorales; Lichtheimiaceae
Exons: 2
Coding region: 368-1270 (300 amino acids)
Source: RefSeq, a predicted model, not a curated record
UAUAUAUUUUGUAGUUAAUAGGACUUAACCGGUAUACGUACUGUAACGGUGUAUACCGUUACGAUGGUAAGUAUCCAACCUGCAUGGUUGACGAUCGACAACGCAUGGUUGAAUAAGGAGCAGUAGGGGUGGAUACUCUAGAUAGAAUGUAUGAUGUUGAUCAAUACAUAGACGUUAGCUAGCCCUCUAUUACUCAGCGUAUAUAUAAUGACGGGAUCCUGAGCUAUAUGGAUACCCAUCGUUUUAUCCUUUAAUACAUUCGAGUCUCACGCUGUUUUGUUUGUGAUUCACAUUGUCUACUCCUUUACGUUUCCGAUUGUAAUUAUCUCCUGGGUCGACAUUUUUGCAUCUGGUAGCGAAAGUAAAGAUGAACGAUGAACUCUGGAGAAAGUACAACGACAGAAGCGAGGUUGAACUGAUCGACUUGGUCAAUGACGAGUGUCUACCAUUGUGGCUUGCAGUGUCAAUACUGCAAAAAAGGCAAAUCAAGCGCAAGGCCAACUUUGAGCAACUGGUCAGAACGGAACAUAUAUGGAAAGCCGCCCAUGACAAUUUUGCCCGCCAAGCUACUGCCAAGAAGCAUGAAGACAAUAUACUCAAGGAGUUCAAUAUGAACAAGACUAUGUACGAAGCGUGGAUACAAGCCAGGCAAAAGAGAAAACAAAGAAUUGCUGUAUCCCAAAAAGAAGUUGAUAAAGCUAGAGAAAUCUACAGAGCUGCCAUCAACGAAUUGAACAAGGCAAUCGAGCCAAGCGUCGAGCAGUUUGGACCUUUGUACGAAUUUGAGGUUGCCAGGAGGGCUGCGCGCAAGAGUAUCCAAGUUCCUGACGAAGAAGGGAAUCAAGAGCGCUUGCCAAGCUGCCAACUAUGUACGACGAAUUCAUGGACUUUCGCAACGAAGGACCCAGUCAGCCAAGCUCUUCAGAGCAACCUCGGGCAGGAGGAGUGCCACAAUAAAAGAAAGGUAGCUUGGGAGGUUUGUGCGGCACUCGUGCAAGAACGACACGCCGUGUGCCGAAAGAAAAUGACAAAUUUUUCCCUGGCCGGAAAAUUGGAACCGUCCCUCUCCGACCUCCCAUUAAAUUUGACGGAACAUGGGUCGAAUACCAUGGUUAUGGGCCACAGACAUGCUUUUUCCACGACAUACUUUUCGAAAACGAUGCCAAUGAACCAGGACUCGACUACUUGCGCAGGAAAACACUUACCGGACUUGACAGGUGGCACAAAGUUGACGAAUAUCCACUUGGAUCAACUGGAGAUUUUGAACUAAAGGAGGAGCCAAAGACAGUCGCGCGCGCAAUUGGCCUCACCAAGCUCAAGCUCAAAGUUCCAAAAAAAAAAUACAAGAUGGGCAUGACGUGCAUCAGCAACCCAAACGCACACCCAGGGCCCC